AUGGACGAGCAGAUCUUGACUGGGAAGGGAGCAUUCACCCCCUCCAUUCUCACCCAACGUCUCCGCACACCCUCUGACUCAAGCACCGACGCAGCUUCCCAUAGCUUCUAUCUCGCUCUAUCCUCCAUACUCGCGCUUUCGGCGAUUUUGGUAUUGGUGUUCGCAUACCUAACCCCAACAUAUCCCUCUGAGCGCAGUCACGCGAAUGGAAGUGAGUGUGAGAGUAAAAAGGAACGAACGUGGUUGAGGAGGAUUGGGAGAGGCCGCGCAAUCCACACCAUAACAGCCGCAACGAUCCUCACCGCCUCAAUCGCGUACGCGAACCUCGCAUCCCUCACCACUCCCUCCCCGUCCUCGACUUCCACGUGGCGACCGAAUCACACAACGACCCGUUACACAGAUUGGUUCAUCACCACCCCGCUCCUCUUGUUGGAUUUAUUGCUACUAUCGGGGAUGACGGAUAUGGGUGUGAUGUUCCGGAUUGUUGCGGCCGAUGAGGUUAUGCUUCUCUCUGGACUGCUCGCUACGAAGGCUGGGGUUACGGAGCUUAAGUGGGGGUUGUAUGUUAUCGGAUGCGCGUGUUUGGUAUACGUUGUCACGAAGAUGUACGGCUCCGUCUCUCGAACACUCAGUUCGCCAACAGAUAUGGAAGUCCGUCGUAUCUUCGUCGGACUGGGCGGGUUCCUCGCCAUCAUCUGGGUGUUCUACCCCAUCAUUUGGGCCGUCGCAGAACUCGGCGUGGUCAGCACCGAAGAGAACGGUGGCUUGGGAAGGAACGAUGGCUUUUAUUACGGGGUUUUGGAUUUGUUGGCGAAGCCUGUGUUUGGGUUUUGGAUUUUGUUUGCGCAUCGGGGGAUUGGGUUGGAGAGGAUGAGAUUGAUGACUGCGGAGGAGGGACCGGAGGAUGAGAAGAAGGAGAAGAGGGAGGGUGUCUUGACGGUGAAUGAGGUCAAGGAAGUUUGA
This is a messenger RNA of Saitoella complicata NRRL Y-17804, 963 nucleotides long. Its product is annotated as family A G protein-coupled receptor-like protein. Lineage: Eukaryota; Fungi; Ascomycota; Saitoellomycetes; Saitoellales; Saitoellaceae. The coding region runs from base 1 to 963 and encodes 320 amino acids. Gene Ontology annotation, biological process: monoatomic ion transport. Gene Ontology annotation, cellular component: plasma membrane. The record is from RefSeq and is a predicted model, not a curated record. Gene Ontology annotation, molecular function: monoatomic ion channel activity. The transcript has a single exon.